GGCCUGAGCUGGCCGGGCUCCGGUCCCGGUGCCUCCCGGGGCUUGUGGUUGCGGAGGCCCGGUGUCCGCCGCUGGGCCUGGGAAGAUGGUGCUGGGCGGUUGCCCGGUGAGUUACUUACUUCUCUGCGGCCAGGCGGCCUUGCUGCUGGGGAAUCUGCUUCUGCUGCAUUGUGUCUCCCGGAGCCACUCGUUCAACGCUACCGCGGAGCCGGAGCUCACGUCCGCUGGCGCCGCCCACCCGGAGGUCUCCGCCGGCGCUCCGAGCUGGGAAUAUGGCGACCCCACCUCUCCAGUCAUCCUGUGCUCUUUCCUACCUGAUGAAUUCAUAGAAUGUGAAGACCCAGUGGAUCAUGUUGGAAAUGCAACUGCAUCCCAGGAACUUGGUUAUGGUUGUCUCAAGUUCGGUGGUCAGGCCUACAGUGAUGUGGAACACACAUCAGUCCAGUGCAGGGCCCUGGAUGGAAUUGAGUGUGCCAGUCCUAGGACCUUCCUACGAGAGAAUAAACCUUGUAUAAAGUAUACCGGACACUACUUCAUAACCACUUUGCUCUACUCUUUCUUCCUGGGAUGUUUUGGAGUGGAUCGUUUCUGUCUGGGACACACUGGCACAGCAGUAGGGAAACUAUUGACACUUGGAGGACUUGGGAUUUGGUGGUUUGUUGACCUUAUAUUACUUAUUACUGGAGGGCUGAUGCCAAGUGAUGGCAGCAAUUGGUGCACUGUUUACUAAAAAGAGCUGCGGUUAUGGCCCAGAGAGGCAAGUCUUCGGAAUUCAUCUCUACAGGCUCAAAACUCUUCCUUGAUAUCAGGCCUGACCAUUACUUGCCCUCUUUGGAGGGAAUGGGAUUGGUUAGGAAGAUUUCUUUUGGACUGUGGAUUUGCAACCCAAAUGUUACCUUGCAGACUAGAAAUGGCAAGCAAACACUGUUGUGGGAACCAAGUUUAUACCUUUUCUCAUGUACAAAAUAUAAAUCUAGCAACUAAUUUAUAAGCUGCAGAAGGGUUUCUAUACUCUUUACUUCUGUACAUGGCUAUAUCUUCAAUCCUUUGGAGCAAGUGGACCCAACAGGAUGAGCGAAGUGAAUAUUGUUAGCUUUGUGCGUUUUGUGACCCCAAGUCUCAUGCACAGGAGAACUGAAGCAGAACCAAUGGAAAGCUUCAGCAAAAGUAGAAAUGGCCAUGAAUUUUAAUACACACUGAAAUUCCGAAUUUAAACUGCAGAAUAAAUUUUGCCAACCUGGAACACUGUUUGGAUGUUCUCAGUAGGUAGAGUGAAACUCAAAAUUGUAUUUGUUUCACUAAAAACUGGGUGGUUUAAGUAAACUAUCCUAUUAAUGAACCCUAUUGUUUCACCAUUAUUAUGCUUAAGAGGCAAUAUAUA
Myotis brandtii (Brandt's bat) is the source of this 1381-nucleotide messenger RNA. It is a transcript of the gene TM2D2, whose product is annotated as TM2 domain containing 2. Lineage: Eukaryota; Metazoa; Chordata; Mammalia; Chiroptera; Vespertilionidae. The transcript is spliced from 4 exons. The record is from RefSeq and is a predicted model, not a curated record. The coding region runs from base 86 to 730 and encodes 214 amino acids.